AUGCAACAUCGAGCCAGGGUUCCUCCGGACCACACCGUUGGAUCAGGCCGGAGCUACGGACCGUGGAAAGGUCACCAUCAAGCACACACCCGGAAACGAGCGAGAGCUUGCGUUACCUACGAGGAUGAACAGAAAUUGGUCAUGGGGGCGAGGCCCCGUCUCAUCGUCACACGAUCACUGCGCCCCCCGAUAUUCCCUCGCCUCUUCAGCUGCAAACGGCUCAGCGUCAGGUUUGCCGACAUCCCUCGCCAAUCAACGGAAUCGUGGGCCUGGGCGUGGCAGGCAACGCGAAGACGGGAUACCGCGCUUGGAUACAAGGAUCCACGGCCGACAUUUCAAGAGGAGCCAAUGCAAGUAUCGAUACCAGCCGGAGGCUCAGCGAAGGCGCCAUUUUGCGUCGACACCCCUCCCCAAUCAGCUCGUAGUGGUUCCGUCGCAUUCCUCGGGGAAAGGCGGGCGCUGACGGGGAGCCUAGAAGGGAUUUCGUUCGAGGGGAGGGAGUGGGGGGAAGGGGGCGAGGGGGCGCGAGGGCGCAACGGUUCGGGAAGGAAGCUCGGCAGCAGGCUGUGGGAGGGCGAAAGGGGGGAAGCGGCAAGGGCAAAGGGGAAGGGCGAAGGGGAGGAGCGAGGCGAGGGAGGGAAAAUAUUGAGAAGGUGGAAGAUCGAUGAUGUAACUCAAAGCGGCGAGCUCGAGCGGCGCCAAACCCGAACGGGCGACGGCAGGUUCGAGGCGGCCAAUGGGCGGGGUCGACGGCGGCACGCCAGGCCCGUAAGAAAGUUUAUGAAUAAGCAGAAGCUUUCAUGA
Molecule: messenger RNA, 804 nt
Organism: Histoplasma mississippiense
Lineage: Eukaryota; Fungi; Ascomycota; Eurotiomycetes; Onygenales; Ajellomycetaceae
Exons: 4
Coding region: 1-804 (267 amino acids)
Source: RefSeq, a predicted model, not a curated record